AUGUCAAGAUCAGUGAAUGAUCCUUGUCGUGACUCUCGAGUUAAUAAUUUUUCUCUUGGUAAUCGUAUAGCUGAAAAUGGUGGACACAAAAAGCCUGCAGUAAAGAAUUUUAUAAAGAAUCUACAAGAAAACUCAAUGAAAAAAAUUGUUAAAAUGGACAAUUUAAAAGAAAGCAAUACUGAAAUCAUUACAGUUUCUCCAGAUUUCUUAGAUGACAGUUCAGUUGAGUUCAAAGAUCCAAUGUCAGAUUCUAGUAAUGAUGAUUUAGAAAUGCACAGCAUAUACCAAGAAGAUCCAGAGGUUAUAGUUGUCUGUGGUGAUGAAUUUGAUCAAUCAAGUGAUAGUGAUUUGGAAUUCAUAGAAGAAAUUCAACAAGUUGAACCUGAAAAAAGUAAAUUAAUAAAUGACAUAAACUCCACUGAUGUAGUUGUCAAAUCAGAUAUUUUGAAUGAUUUGUUAGAAGGACGUGUGACUAAAACAACUAAAAAACUUCUUGAAUCCACUAAAAUUACAUAUUUGCCCAUGCAAUUAACUCAAAGUGAAUUUCGUUCUACUUAUUCCAAUGAUAAAAGUCCAUUCAAGGUUCGACCUGUAAAAGCUAACAAAGGCUUAAGACACUUUUCAAAAAGAGUGUGUGAUAAGGUAAAAACUAAAAUGGUAACUACAUAUAAAGAAGUAGCUGAUGAAUUAGUUGCAGAAUGUGUUGGAAAUAAUGAAAGUCCUUCGUUUUUAUAUGAUCAAAAGAAUAUUAGACGUCGUGUUUAUGAUGCUUUGAAUGUAUUAAUGGCUUUAGACAUAAUUACUAAGAACAAAAAAGACAUAACAUGGAAAGGAUUACCGACUGGAUCUAUACAAAAUAGUGUGUAUCUUGUUCAAGAAAAGGAAAAUCGUCUUAACAAUGUAAAGCGAAAACUUUUAGCUCUUCAAGAGAUUAUUAUGCAAGAAGUAGCUGUUAAACGAUUAGUUAAACGUAAUCAGGAUAUGGAAAAUGAAUUUGGACCUCCGCCUAAAAAUACAUUUGUCAAUCUCCCUUUCAUAGCUAUCAGUGCAAGUGAAGAUACUGUUGUUGAAGUUGAAAUUUCUGAAGAUCAAAAACAAUAUGGAAUGAAUUUCAAUGAUAAAUUUAGUGUGAUUGACGAUACAGAGCUUUUAAAAUCUAUGGGCUUCACUUUAGGGUUAGAUUGUGGUGAAGUAAGCAAUGAAGAUUUGAAAGUUUUAAAAACACUAGUACCCAAAGCCUUUGAGAAACACAUUGUUAUGAUGGCAACUAAAAAUGGAGAAAUGUUCAAUGAUAUUUGUAAAGAAUUUGAUGAAAAAAUUAAGGCUGCUGAAAUUGAACAAACUCCAUCCAGGCCUAAUAUUAUUAAUAGAAGAAGAAAUAAGAGAUGA
Messenger RNA from Cinara cedri, 1389 nucleotides. The record is from the annotation of a GenBank genome assembly. Lineage: Eukaryota; Metazoa; Arthropoda; Insecta; Hemiptera; Aphididae.